Molecule: messenger RNA, 4995 nt
Organism: Ochotona curzoniae (black-lipped pika)
Lineage: Eukaryota; Metazoa; Chordata; Mammalia; Lagomorpha; Ochotonidae
Gene: OGA
Product: O-GlcNAcase
Exons: 16
Coding region: 374-3124 (916 amino acids)
Biological process (GO): glycoprotein metabolic process
Molecular function (GO): beta-N-acetylglucosaminidase activity
Source: RefSeq, a predicted model, not a curated record
AGAGGAGCCGCCGGGGCCGCGAGAGCAAACAGUGGAAGGGUUGAGACUGUCGGGAGGGCACACCGGGGGCUAACGGAGGACCAAGACGAGCCUUGGUUUUUUCCUUCCAGGGAACGAGAGCUUGCCGCUUCGCUGUGUGCCGAGGCUUCCGGCUCCCUUGCUUAGGCGGAGGCUUCGGCUGACAAAGGGCUCGCGCUGGUGCCGCCGCCCUUCUCAUCCGGGCACUCGGGCCCCUGCGGAGCGAGGGGGAGGGGAAGCGCGGCGGGGGCGCGCGCUCGGCGCCGAGGGGCCCUUGGCGGGGCUGCGGGCCUGCAGCCCAACCGACGGAGGCCCGAGAGGACCCGCCGAGGUGGCGGCGGCCGGGGGCAGGAGGAUGGUGCAAAAGGACAGCCAGGCGACGCUGGAAGAGCGGGAGAGCGAGCUCAGCUCUAACCCUGCCGCCUCCGCAGGGACGUCGCUGGAGCCGCCGGCAGCUCCAGCCCCUGGAGAAGACAGCCCAGCCGGGGCCGGGGCAGCGGCCGGGGCCGGGGCGGCUGCAGGGGCUCGGAGGUUCCUGUGUGGCGUGGUGGAAGGAUUUUAUGGAAGACCUUGGGUUAUGGAACAGAGGAAAGAACUCUUCAGAAGGCUGCAGAAAUGGGAAUUAAAUACCUACUUAUAUGCCCCAAAGGAUGACUACAAACAUAGAAUGUUUUGGCGAGAAAUGUAUUCAGUAGAAGAAGCUGAGCAACUUAUGACUCUCAUCUCUGCUGCCCGGGAAUAUGAGAUCGAGUUCAUCUACGCUAUCUCACCUGGAUUAGACAUCACCUUUUCCAACCCCAAAGAAGUCUCUACACUAAAGCGCAAACUGGACCAGGUUUCUCAGUUUGGGUGCAGGUCAUUUGCCCUGCUUUUUGAUGAUAUUGACCAUAAUAUGUGUGCAGCAGACAAGGAGGUGUUCAGUUCUUUCGCUCAUGCUCAGAUCUCCAUCACAAAUGAAAUUUAUCAGUACCUAGGAGAGCCAGAAACUUUCCUCUUCUGCCCCACAGAAUAUUGUGGCACUUUCUGUUACCCAAAUGUAUCUCAGUCUCCUUACUUAAGGACUGUGGGAGAAAAACUUCUACCAGGAAUUGAAGUACUUUGGACAGGUCCAAAAGUUGUUUCUAAAGAAAUUCCAGUGGAAUCCAUUGAAGAGGUUUCGAAGAUCAUUAAGAGGGCUCCAGUAAUUUGGGAUAACAUUCAUGCUAAUGAUUAUGAUCAGAAGAGACUAUUUCUGGGCCCAUACAAAGGACGAUCCACAGAACUUAUCCCACGGCUAAAAGGAGUCCUCACUAAUCCCAACUGUGAAUUUGAAGCCAACUAUGUUGCCAUCCACACGCUUGCCACCUGGUACAAGUCAAACAUGAAUGGAGUAAGAAAAGAUGUAGUGAUGACUGACAGUGAAGACAGUACUGUAUCAAUACAGAUAAAGUUGGAAAAUGAAGGCAGUGAUGAAGAUAUCGAAACUGAUGUACUCUAUAGUCCACAGAUGGCUCUGAAGCUAGCUUUAACAGAAUGGUUACAGGAGUUCGGUGUACCUCAUCAAUACAGCAGUAGGCAAGUUGCACACAGUGGAGCUAAAGCAAGUGUCGUGGAUGGGACUCCCUUAGUGGCAGCGCCUUCUUUAAAUGCUACAACGGUAGUCACAACAGUUUACCAGGAGCCCAUUAUGAGCCAAGGAGCAGCUUUAAAUAGUGACCCUUCCCCUCUGAGCAAGGAAGAAGAAAAGAAACAGCCAGAUGAGGAGCCCAUGGACAUGGCCGUAGAAAAACAAGAAGAAGCAGACCACAAGAAUGACAGUCAAAUACUAACUGAAAUUGUUGAAGCUAAAAUGGCAGAGGAAUUGAAGCCAAUGGACACUGAUAAAGAGAGCCUGGCGGAAUCAAAAUCCCCAGAGAUGUCUAUGCAGGAAGAUUGCAUCAGUGACAUUGCCCCCAUGCAGACUGACGAGCAGACAAACAAGGAGCAGUUUGUGCCAGGUCCAAAUGAAAAGCCUUUGUACACAGCUGAGCCAGUGACUCUAGAGGACUUGCAGUUACUUGCUGAUCUGUUCUACCUUCCUUACGAGCAUGGACCCAAAGGAGCACAGAUGUUACGGGAGUUCCAGUGGCUCCGAGCAAAUAGCAGUGUUGUCAGUGUCAAUUGCAAAGGGAAAGACUCUGAAAAGAUUGAAGAAUGGCGAUCACGAGCAGCCAAAUUUGAAGAGAUGUGUGGACUUGUGAUGGGAAUGUUCACUCGGCUCUCCAACUGUGCCAACAGGACAAUCCUUUAUGACAUGUACUCCUAUGUUUGGGAUAUCAAGAGUAUAAUGUCUAUGGUGAAGUCUUUUGUACAGUGGUUAGGGUGUCGUAGUCAUUCUUCAGCACAGUUCUUAAUUGGAGACCAAGAACCCUGGGCCUUUAGAGGUGGUCUAGCAGGAGAGUUCCAGCGAUUGUUGCCAAUUGAUGGGGCAAAUGAUCUCUUUUUUCAACCACCCCCACUGACUCCUACCUCCAAAGUUUAUACUAUCAGACCAUAUUUUCCUAAAGAUGAGGCUUCCGUGUACAAGAUUUGCAGAGAAAUGUAUGAUGAUGGAGUGGGUUUACCAUUUCAAAGUCAGCCUGACCUCAUUGGAGACAAGUUAGUAGGAGGAUUGCUUUCCCUAAGCCUGGAUUACUGCUUUGUUCUAGAAGAUGAAGAUGGCAUCUGUGGUUAUGCUCUGGGGACUGUAGAUGUGACCCCGUUCAUUAAGAAAUGUAAAAUUUCCUGGAUUCCCUUCAUGCAGGAAAAAUAUACCAAGCCGAAUGGUGACAAAGAACUCUCUGAAGCUGAGAAAAUAAUGCUAAGUUUCCAUGAAGAACAGGAAGUGUUACCCGAAACUUUCCUUGCCAACUUUCCUUCUCUGAUAAAAAUGGAUAUUCACAAAAAAGUAACUGACCCAAGUGUGGCCAAAAGCAUGAUGGCUUGUCUUCUGUCCUCACUGAAGGCUAAUGGCUCUCGGGGGGCAUUCUGUGAAGUGAGACCAGAUGAUAAAAGAAUUCUGGAGUUUUACAGCAAGUUGGGGUGUUUUGAAAUUGCAAAAAUGGAAGGAUUUCCGAAGGAUGUGGUUAUCCUCGGUCGGAGCCUGUGACAUUUGUUGGCACUGUGAACUGUCCAAAAGUCUCCUGACUCCACCUUGUGGGUGGUGGUUGGGGUCUUCAUACAGUUCAGCUUCUCAAACGGCAACAAAUCAAACCAACUGAAUUGGAAACAAGGAAGACUGUGUAUACUUACCUAUCACACCUGCAGACUCCUCAACUGUUUGAAAGAGGAUAGUAAUGCUGCAGCUGUCCUGUGGAGCUGUGCUGGAGCCUCUUUCUGCGGCUUUGGAUCUUGUUGUGUUAGGUGUCACCAGGACCUCCUCCAUGGGUACAUGCAGGGAAGGGGGCUCCUUAAUAAAUGUAGUCAGCACUAUUUUCUGCAUCCAGUGUGGUUGCAUUUCUCCCCUAAAAUCACUCUUGUCAUCUUCAGUAUUGAGUGAGAAGUCUCAUGCUCUGUGGAGAUGAAGCGUGACAGUGAAUUUCAGAGGCUCCUGGGUAAAGAUUCAAGUUGGGGUGGUUGUGGCAUUGGUUCAGGGGGAUUUCAAUUUUUCUGUAAAGCCCUGCCUGGCCAGUUGUCCUCUGUAGUGACCAUUGGUUCCAGGUUGUUGUGCUUUGUAGGGACAAAUGUGCAGUUGGUUUGUGACAAAAGCCUAAAAUUGAUAAACUUGUAAAAUUCAUUGUAUAUAAACUACUCGCUGUAACUGACUGCUUUGUGUUCACAGUUUUUGUAAAUUUUCCUUUUGAAAAUGAAAGGGUGUGGAUUCAGGAUGGCACUUUGAAUAAUGUAAAUCAGUGGCAGGUAGAUUUUCUUGUUAUCUUUGAUUUUUUUAUAAGUUCUAUUACUUUUCAAGUGCCUCCCACCUUGGGGUAGGCCACGACCACUUGGAGUACGAGAGCCUGACUUCAUGGGACUCUGUUGCAAAGUGCAGUCACUUCUGAAAAUGAACGUCAAUGACAGGUCAGCCUGUGAAAUGACAGAGCUGACAUCUGUCGGGCCAGGGCCCGGGGACUGGUGGGUCCCAUUUGCCCUUAGAACAGUUGUCCUGUAAUCUCAAGACCUGUCACUACUGGUUUUAUUAAAUCAAGCCUUUAAUUCUUGCAUGUUUAUAUCUAAUUUUUAAAGAAUGAGCACACUUGAACCGAUGAUUUAUGGUUACCCUCUUUUUCCUUUAAUCACAGGUCUGGAAGCUUCAUGUGUUUUAAUUUAGAUUUGUGUGUUUUAAGGAUUCUGAACAUGAGGCUGGCAGUAAUUUCUAUAGGAUUCCUUUUUUUCUGUCAUGGCUGGUUGACUUGUAACCAUAGAUUUUGUGUUAGUCACAUUGCUUCCUGCAGUUUUGCAUCAGGUGUUUAACUUUAAGCUGAGUGUAGCGUACUUGAAAUAUUUUUCUUCACAGAAUGCCACCAGUGCGGUCUUUGAGAGACUCAGUGUGGUACUCCACCCGAGCGUGCAGACUGAGUGGGCGAGAGGAGAGAGGCAAGAACUGGCUCUAAACAGCGGAGGAGGCGCCCAGCCUGGUGCGAGAGGAAGGUUAAAGAGGCUAAAAUAAUCAGGGUUAUGUUUGAGGACACCUCAAAACCUAGUGGAUAGAUAGCAUUUUACUCGGAGGAUUUCAGGGUCAACCUUGUAACAAUCAGGAUUUUCAGAAAGUUGCUUUUUUUUUUUUUUUUUUUUUUAAUCUUGGUUUGUAAGAAUCAUCUUGACUAGUUUUGGUCGCAAGUGUUAACCGUAUGAAACAGCUGUCUGGGUGUAUGCCGUCGGCACACUAGAAUUGCAAAGAGCUGUCUUCCAUGGUUAUGAAUAUUUAUUAAAGCUGGAAUGACAUUUCAUUGAUUGUUUAUAUCACAACUCAGUUCCUGUAGAAAACGAACUGUAAAACCUAUCUGAAGACCAUGCAAGAGGCAAAAUAAAACUUGAAAUGAA